AUGGACCCAUUAAACUGCUCUAGAAGCACACCUCGACAACUGAAGGUUAUGCAGGUGGAGGAUCUCGUAGAAGCGGACACCUUUCCAUUGCAUAACUCCUCGCCCCGAGGGUUUUGUCUGCCUUGUCUACGACUUGCUCUCGCUGACGAUGGUCAGAAAGUGGACGAACGCGAAUUUAAAAACUUGAACAGUGAUGGAGACAAGUCCCUGGAGGACAUUAAACAGUCUCAACAGUCAUCAACUUCAACAAUAGGUCAGAUUUACACUGACAUUCUGAAACGAACAAUUGGUUUUGGAACAAAACAAACAACCUUUCCCAAAGUGGAAGCUACUACAAAUGGCAGCGGUGGCUAUAAUGACUACGAUGAUGAUAUUAAUGUUGGAACAGAUGAAGAAGAUGCAGAAACGUAUUCUCAGGCCCACUUCACCAAGACAUCAUCAAACAACGGUCCCGCCAAUAGCAAUGGCAGUUUUGAAAGCUACCAUGCUCUAGUAGGCUAUGAAUCACAGACUACCAGCACUGCCACACCUUCGGUAGCCGCUGUCAGCAGUGUUGCCAUAGCAGCAGCUGCAGCAGCUGCAGCGGCUUCAGCAAAACAGAAACGCCAUCGUACUCGAUUUACUCCAGGUCAGCUAAACGAGUUAGAAAGAGUGUUUGCAAAAACACACUACCCAGACAUCUUUAUGCGGGAGGAGUUGGCCUUGAGAAUUGGACUUACGGAAUCGAGAGUACAGAGCGACUGGUCGGGAGGCGGGGAUGGAGUGGAGGACCAGGAUAAGCGGGGCAGUGGCGGGCUGUGGCGAAGGUGGCGGUAUGAGCAGGGUGAAGGAGGAGGCACGAGGCAGCAGAUGCUUACACCCAGGCAGAACAAUUUUGUUCUCGAGGUGAAGGCGACAGGGGGACAUGGGUAG
Messenger RNA from Hydatigera taeniaeformis, 912 nucleotides. The record is from the annotation of a GenBank genome assembly. Lineage: Eukaryota; Metazoa; Platyhelminthes; Cestoda; Cyclophyllidea; Taeniidae.